CUGAUCACCACUGUUCUUUAGUAAAGAAAUGGACUAUAAUCCAGUAGUAACCGAGCAAUUGAUGUAAUGCCCAGGAUGUGGUGCUCCCACUCCUCCCAAUGCCGCCAACAUGUGUGUCAACUGUAUUCGCAAUGAAGUCGACAUCACUGAAGGCAUUCCUAAGCAAGUCACACUUCACUUUUGCCGAAACUGUGAACGUUACUUGCAACCUCCUCAAAUUUGGGUCAAGGCCGAGCUUGAAUCAAGAGAAUUGUUGGCUCUAUGCUUGAAGAAACUAAAGGGUCUCGGUAAAGUUAGAUUGGUCGAUGCCGGUUUCAUAUGGACAGAACCACACAGUCGAAGAGUCCGAGUGAAAUUGACAAUUCAAAAGGAGGUUUUUGCAAACACCAUUUUGCAGCAAAUUUUCGAAGUAGAGUAUGUUGUGUCUUAUCAACAGUGCGAGGAAUGUACCCGGUUAGCUGCCCAGAACACAUGGAAGGCUAUUGUACAAGUUCGUCAAAAGGUUGAGCACAAGCGAACCUUCUUAUACCUCGAGCAACUUAUUUUAAAGCACAACGCAUACAAGGACACCACCAAUAUCAAGGAAGUUCGUGAUGGUAUUGAUUUCUACUACGGUCAACGUGGUCAUGCUGUAAAGAUGUUGGAAUUCCUUUCUGCCGUCGUGCCAAUCAAGUACAAAACAAGUGAACAGCUUAUCUCUACUGAUAUUCACAGUGGCUCAAGCAAUUACAAAUUCACAUAUUCAGUUGAACUUUCUCCUGUGUGUAAAGACGAUAUUGUCUGCUUGCCACGGAAACUUGCACAUAGUCUUGGAAAUAUAACACAAUUAGUCAUUGUUACUCGAGUUGGAAACUCUCUACACGUCUUGGAUCCCAACAGUUUGCAAACCGCCGAUAUAUCAUCCAAUGUCUACUGGAGAGUACCAUUUACAAGCUUAGCGUCCAUGAAGAACAUGAUAGAGUACUAUGUCUUGGAUGUAGAGCCUCUUGGUCCUGUCCGUGGAAAGAAUGUUUUGGCGGAUGUUCAUGUUGCUCGUAUGUCUGACUUUGGACGCAACGAUACAGCUUUCAUUGCUAGAUCUCAUCUUGGUGGUCUUUUGAAUCCCGGUGACUCUGUUAUGGGAUACGAUCUUUCUCGCAGCAACUUUAACGAUGACAACUUCAACGCUCUCAAUCAAAACGAAUUGACCGAUGUCAUCCUUGUCCGUAAGGCGUAUCCCAACCGUCGCAAGAAGACCAAGCAAAGAAGCUGGAAGUUGCAGCAACUUGGCAAAGAAGAAGAGGAGAUGCUUCCUCGUAAGCAAGACCAAGCUCGUAUCGAGAAUGAUCUUGAAUUGUUCAUGCGUGAUCUUGAAGAAGAUCCAGAAAUGCGUUCCACUAUCAAUAUUUUCAAGAACCAAGUUGUGCAAGAGAACAAGGAUAUUAGCAUGGAUGAUGAAGAGGAAGACUUCGAAGAGGAAGACUUCCCUGAAGUGUCUUUGGAGGAAAUGUUGGAUGAAAUGAAUCUCCAGGAUGGAGAACCAGACGAAGAAUUUGUAGACGAGGAUGUCAUGAUGUAGAUUUGAUAUUCCUUCACUGUAAAUUACUUUUUGUCUUUUAAUAAUCUUGCAUUUUGUUCCAUCAAUGAAAAAUUAUAUAAACUGUUUGGUAAAAUCAUUUCACCAUUUUGCACCAUUCGUUG
Molecule: messenger RNA, 1680 nt
Organism: Umbelopsis ramanniana AG
Lineage: Eukaryota; Fungi; Mucoromycota; Umbelopsidomycetes; Umbelopsidales; Umbelopsidaceae
Exons: 4
Coding region: 110-1558 (482 amino acids)
Biological process (GO): ribosomal large subunit export from nucleus
Cellular component (GO): nucleus; cytoplasm
Molecular function (GO): ribosomal large subunit binding
Source: RefSeq, a predicted model, not a curated record